Messenger RNA from Rhodofomes roseus, 512 nucleotides. RefSeq lists its product as uncharacterized. The transcript has a single exon. The coding region runs from base 22 to 393 and encodes 123 amino acids. The record is from RefSeq and is a predicted model, not a curated record. NCBI's taxonomy places the organism in Eukaryota, Fungi, Basidiomycota, Agaricomycetes, Polyporales, Fomitopsidaceae.
CUGUUCGUCUAUGCACAUAACAUGUACGCAAAGGCGAACACGCGAAAUUUCAUAUUCGUGGACGUACCUCCGGGAGAUCGGGCACCGGACAUAGUCGAGCAGGGGUACUCGGACUUUGCGAGACAGUUCAUACGUUGCUGGAACGACCGCCUCCUUGUCGCCGCGCGGGAGUUCACCAACGGCCAUUCCGAUGCGUCACUGUUUGUCCUGUCGUCCCACGAAAUAUUGUCGGAGUUGCUGGAUAACCCAAACAAGUUCGGAUUCGACAAGAAAGACGCGGCAGAGGCAAAUCAAAGGAUAUGGAUGAGCGAGGCCGAUUUCUCCAUCUCCGACGAGGUGCAUCGGCUGUUGGGAGAAAGGAUGGGGCACGCUUUGUCGUUGGUGGAUGAAUGAAGCUUGAAGAGGGCCGAGCCGUCAUACCUAUGAACCGAGAUAUAUGACAGCGAGGAUCAGCUAGAAUUGUUUUGAUGUCUGCAGUAUGUACAAUACUAUACCUUUGUAUUGAGGCCCCC